Molecule: messenger RNA, 2023 nt
Organism: Stylophora pistillata
Lineage: Eukaryota; Metazoa; Cnidaria; Anthozoa; Scleractinia; Pocilloporidae
Biological process (GO): calcium ion import across plasma membrane
Cellular component (GO): plasma membrane
Molecular function (GO): calcium channel activity
Source: RefSeq, a predicted model, not a curated record
AUGAGUAAAGGAGAAAAAGGGUUUGAGCGCACUGAUAAGUUGAAUGAACGAGGAGAUCAGCAUAAAAUUGGUUUGUUGGAGGAGCUAGACGAUCAUGGCGAAGAGUUCUGGAUUAAGGUUCAUCAAAAACAGAAAAGUGGGUUAUCAUGGAACAGAGCUAUGGAUGAAGUCCAGGUUGAAAGACUGAUCCAGAAAUACAAGGAUAAUGGGGAAGUUGAUAGUGAGGAUCCAGCACUUGUGAUGUUAAAACAGUGGCCUGCAUCUAAACAGUUUAAAGAUAAUCCUGAAAAACUUCCUGGACUUGAGCAGAGGAUAAAUCGUUUUUUGGAGAUUCUGUUAGAAAGUGAAAUAAACUUAUGCAACAGAUACAAUGCUUUCCGAGAUCAAGAUGACAAAAUUAGGAAGACACUAAUGCACUAUGUGGCAGAGCUUGGCUUUUUACAUGUCAUGAAAACACUCUUGAGGAAGUGCCCUCUGCUGCUUGCUGUUAAGACUAAAGAUCAACGAAAACCUGUGCAUAAAAGAGCAAUGCUACCUGUGGAAUUUGCUAUUGAGGCAGAGAAAGAUGAUGUGGCAGCAUUUUUGAUAAGAGCCAUGAGGCAUGAAAGAGUUCAAAAGCUAUUUUUCUGGACGCCUGGCAAUAAUAUGGCAAAUCCUGAACCUUCCUUCUUCAGUUUCAAGGCAAUUAUUGAGAAUCCAAAAUUAAAGCAAACAGUGGUGGCUGUGUUAGACCAGAUGAUGAGCCCUCACUGGCCAUAUCUUCCAAAACGCCAAGAAAACUAUGAAACUGAAGAAGAGAGAGAGGCAAUUGAGGGAGUCUGGAAUACAAUCUCGGAUGAUCCACUAAAUUAUCACUUUUAUUAUCAUAUUUUGGAUGGUGAUGAGGGAGGACGGCCCCCAAAGAUUUUGGCUUCAGAUGAACACCAGCAGACAGAAAACAAGUAUUUCAACUGGAGAUACAAGUCUUGUUUACAUGCAAUUGCCAUGAGCAACAAUAAAGAAGCCUUGCAACAUCCUGUGGUCAGGAUGCUGAUUAAAUCGAAAUGGAAAAGUUAUGGGCAUUUAUUUCUCAGACUUCAAGCAGCAUUGUAUUGCGUCUUUUUGCUGUUCUUGUCAUAUUCUUUGCUGCAUGCAUCAACCAAACUGGACCCCACCCAUUACAGCGGUGCGCUGGACUUACUGCGUGGAUUUUGUGAGGUUGUCACUCUUCUUAUAGUUGUGUUUUACAUCUGUGAAGAAAUCAAUCAAAUAAGAAUAGAGGGACAUUCUUAUUUCACAGAAUGGAUGACCUUGUUUGACUGGUUAGGCCUGCUUUUGAUCCUGUGUAUAAUACUUCUCCGGUACAUGGAUCAUAAAGCACAGUGGAUGGUGUCAUCUUUGGCCUUCUUGUUCAACUUCCUGAGGAUAUUUAAGUUUUCAUGUGUGUCAAGGACAACGGGAUUAUACACCCAAACCUUGGCCAAGAUCAUUUUACAUGACGUUACAAGAUCCAUGGCAGUUUUUAUUGUGACCUUUUUCUCCUUCUGUGGUGCUCUGUCUUUAUCACUCUGUUACUCCGGAUCAAGUGAAAACCAAGAACCUCGUGGUUUUGGAGACGUCUUGUUGAGCGCGUUUCGUGCACUGUCCGAGCAGUAUCCAAUGGCAAAAGAUUACUCAACUUUCAACUGGCUGUCAAUUGUUUUGAUGAUGGCCUACAUGGGGACAGUGACUGUAAUUCUUCUCAACAUUCUCAUUGCACAAAUGAGUACGACCUACAUACAGGCCAAGAAAGUCGCUCGCCUGGAGUAUGAUGUGGAUCGUAUUCUACAGCUCACGCGCAUGGAGAGAUUUCCUUUUCUGAAUUUACGCGUGAGGUAUUACAAAGAGGGAGACUGGAUCAGUGAAAUAAAACUCGCAAAAGAACUGCUUGAAUUCAGUGAAGAUCGCAAUCCAUGGGAGUCAGUAGAAGAGAAACUUAAUGAGAUAAGGGAUCUGAUGAGAAAGAUGGUCAAACAGAUUAGGCCUGGACAAGAAUAAACAAGUG